Molecule: messenger RNA, 1365 nt
Organism: Cicer arietinum (chickpea)
Lineage: Eukaryota; Viridiplantae; Streptophyta; Magnoliopsida; Fabales; Fabaceae
Product: zinc transporter 3-like
Biological process (GO): zinc ion transmembrane transport
Cellular component (GO): plasma membrane
Molecular function (GO): zinc ion transmembrane transporter activity
Source: RefSeq, a predicted model, not a curated record
UGUCUUAAUUCAGCAUCAAAGGACAAAGACAAGCACUUGUAUAAUUCUCCUUCGGUGUUAACUAGCACAAUUAAUUUCAUUGUAUUCUUCAUCACCUAUUUUUCUAUUAACUCUUGCCUUUGUUUUCUAUAGCUUUUAAUUUUCCAUCACUUAGAAUUUUGUCUCAAGUUAACAAAUUUCAGCCACAAAAAUUUUCAUAUCAUAUUUCAUAUUCUCUAUUUUUCAAAACCUUAGAUACAAUGAUCAAAUUUGCAACAAGAAAAUUCAUGACCAUAUCUAUAAUUAUUCUUCUUCAACAAAACUUAGUAUGUUCAAAAUGUAGUUGUGAAAAUGAACUACAAGAUUCUAAUCAUAAAGUAUUUGAGACAUUAAAAUACAAAUUAAUUGCUAUGGCAUCAAUUUUUGUAGCUAGCCUAAUAGGUGUGUGUAUACCAAUCUUAGCAAAAAAUUGUUCAUAUUUAAAUCCAGAAAAUGAUUUUUAUUUCUUAAUUAAAGCAUUUGCAGCUGGUGUGAUCCUAGCAACAGGGUUCAUUCACAUACUUCCUAAUGCUUUUGAGACAUUAACAAAUCCAUGUAUAGGUGAAAAGCCAUGGAAAAUGUUUCCCUUUUCAGGUUUUGUUACAAUGGUUGCAGCCAUUGGAACAUUAAUUAUGGAAGCUUUGAUUAUGGGGUACCAAAAAAGGUCUGAACUGAAAAAAUCUCAGACGUUGAAUGAGGAUCGUGAGACUCGUGAAGCUAAUGAUAGUAGUCAUGUUCAUAACUUUGUAGUUACUUCUAGUAAAUUAGAUUCAACUGAUCGUCUCCGAUAUGUCAUAGUUUCUCAGAUUUUGGAGCUAGGUAUUGUGUUACAUUCAAUCAUUUUAGGGAUAUCUCUUGGGGUGUCAAAAAGUUCUAAAACAAUCAAACCCUUGGUGGCAGUAUUAACUUUUCAUCAAUGCUUUGAAGGAAUAGGACUUGGUGGGUGCAUCACUCAGGCACAAUUCAAAUACUAUAAGGUUGCAAUUAUGGUACUCUUCUUUUGCCUCAUUUUCCCAAUUGGAAUUUGCAUUGGUAUAGGAAUAUCAAACACUUACAAUGAAAGUAGUUCAAAGUCACUAAUAGUAGAAGGGAUUCUACUUUCAGCAUCUGCAGGAGUUCUAAUUAACAUGGCACUUGUUGAUCUUGUUGCCACUGAUUUCAUGAGCACAAAAAUGUUAAGGAGUUUUAGGCUACAAGUUGGGUCAAGUUUAGCACUUUUUGUUGGAAUGAUUUGUAUGUCAAUUUUAGCAUUGGGGGAAGACUCCUAGCAAAUGAUUAGUUGUAACAUGUCUAAACCUUAUAUGACUUAUAUGAUUUUAAUGACACUUUUUUCAUGAUUAGUUAUAA